AUGCUGCUGCCCUGGAGCUGCUGGGCUCUGCUGCUCCUCUGCACCACAGCCAGGUCGUUUGGGUGGCUGGGCCUCAGCACCCUCCAAGAGGAGGUGAGGACCCCCCCAAGUGUCCACUUGGAGGUGACCCCAAGGGAUGAGCAGCCCCAGGACGAAGCCUCACGCAGGGUCCCAUCACCCCCGGACUCCAGUGCCCAUCAGGAGCCGGUGCAGGAUGAGACCCUCAGCAGCAGCGAGCAGCACCGCCUGGCCCAGCUCGUGGAGGACAUCACCCAGAGGAUGGGGCGGAUGAGCAUCCGUGCGGCUCCAGGCCACCAGGUUGUCCUCUCCAACGAUGAGCAGCAAAGAGCUCAGGAUGCCUCUUCCAAACGAGAGGGCAACCUGGACCUUCUCCUGACUGAGCAGCGCCGGUCGGAGGAGCUGAUGGAGAAGGUGCAGAAGCUCAAGGAGAGCCUGGUGCUGAUGCUGGCAGCUGUGAAGGAUGCACAGAACCAGAUGGAGAACCACCUACAGCACGUCCACAGCACCCUCAACCCACAUGGUCAGAGCUCAAGUGUCAUCUCCACCUGCAUCCUCUAUGUCUCCUACUUCAUGCUGCUGGUCUCACUACUGGUUCCCACGCUGCCCCGUGUCAUCAUCCUCCUCCUCUUCCUCGUCUCCAGCGCCCUCAGUGGGGUCCUCAGCAUCGCAGAGCUCUCCAGCCUCCUGGCCCUUGCUCUGGCAGGGCAGUGGCUGGUGGCAGUUUACAGUGGUGGUGCUGUGCAAGCACCAUGGUUGCUGCUUCUCCAGGAAGAACCCCAUCACUGGCUCACCUCCACCCCAAACAGGCAGUGUGGAAUGAAGCUGCUGCAGGAGGAACUGGACACGGUGGAGAUGAGCUGCCUGCAAGAGCCAAGCCCGGAGCAGCCCUCAGCCAUGGCAGGGGACCUCCCCAGCACAGCAGGACACACGUCACCCCCCCAUGGGGGCUGGAGGACAAAGCUGAGCUCGAGGAGGGAGAUGCUGGAGGUGUCCGUGGGCACUGGGAAGCACUGGGAGCCCAAACCCUGCAGCCCAAGCAAUCUCUCCUCUGCUGUUAGGUCCUUGCUGGCCCCACGGUCCCUAUGCCAAGGGCUCACCAGGGCCGGGCAGCGAUGCCAGAAGAAAGCCAUCCCUGGCCAGGACUUCUGCCAUGUCCAUGCCAUUGGUUGAACCUCAUGCAGCAGCUUGGUCAUGGGCUCAUCUCCCCAUGUUUGACCCUCUACUCCUUCCCAGAGGGGUUUUAAACCCUCUUUUGGCUCUUCCAGGUCCUGCUGGAGAGCACGUGGUGGUGCUCAGGACCCUGAAGGUGCCAUUUGACGUGGGUAUGGGACUGUUCUGCAGAGCAGAUGUUCCUCAUCCCACCACUUUUAACCUAUUUCCAUCCAUUUUAAUAAAUGCCCUAUUUACAGCUGGA
Messenger RNA from Pezoporus flaviventris, 1435 nucleotides. RefSeq names its product protein brambleberry-like. The record is from RefSeq and is a predicted model, not a curated record. The transcript has 10 exons. Lineage: Eukaryota; Metazoa; Chordata; Aves; Psittaciformes; Psittacidae. The coding region runs from base 1 to 1191 and encodes 396 amino acids.